GAUGAUGAUGAUGCUCCGUUUCAUCUUCAUCAUGGGCUGAACUGCGCACGUGUUUUUGUCGGGCUGACGGGGGUGAGGGUGGUGUUCGGAUGACAUCAGCAUCCUGCUGCAUAUCCCCGCGUCUGCAGAGUUCGGCUUCAGUUCUGCUCCAGCUCGGACCGGAGGCAGAAGACGGGGCGCCAACAUGCGGCGCGCGGACCCCAGUCUGAGUUCUGUUCGGCGGAGAUCCGGGAAGUGGACCCGCAGCUCCUCUCCUCCGUCUCAAAGCGCUUGAGAAGUUCUGGGGUUCCUCGCACUCCAUCCAUCCCACGCGCCGCUUCCACGUUUGAUUGUCUUUCUCCUCUCUGACUCUGAGUCGGUCCGGAACCGUUCUGCUGGGUUCUGGUCGCGAUUAUCUGGGAUUCUAGUGUGAUCCUGGACCCGCAGGUUGGAGAUGGAUUCCUCCUGCUGCCUCCUCCCUGUCCUCGCGCUCCUUUUCUCUCUGAGCUCCAGGAUACAGCAGGGCACGUGCCAACAUUACUAUGUCCUCCGUCCGGUACCCAGUGACGACCUGCCUCCGGUGGUCAUGAAGGAGGAUCCGGACACGCUUCUGGACCCGAAGGAGAAGGACCUGAACGAGACGGAGCUCCGGGGCGCUCUGGGCAGCCACUUCGACCCGAACUUCAUGUCCGCGUCCCCGCCGGAGAACAAGCACGCGGGGGAUGCGGACGGGAACGAGUCGGAGCUGCGGCUGAAGCUGUCCGGAGCGAUGCCUAAAGAGAUCCGGACCGCGGAGUUCGAGGUCCAGCACGGCAGGAAGCCGAAACCGAGCAGGAAGCUGCGGCGGCGGCUGCAGCUGUGGCUGUGGUCGUACGCGCUCUGCCCGGUGCUUUACGCGUGGAACGACCUGGGUAUCCGGUUCUGGCCGCGGUACCUGAAGGUGGGGACCUGCUUCAGUAAGCGGUCUUGUUCUGUACCAGAGGGGAUGGUCUGCAAACCCGCCAAAGCGACUCACUUUACGAUCCUGCGGUGGUACUGCGCGCAGAAAAAGGGCCUGAAAUGCGCGUGGAUCGAGGUUCAGUAUCCGGUUAUAUCCGAGUGUAAAUGCUCGUGUCCGAACUGAGGACCGUCCAGCGGACUGACGAGUUCUUCUGGCUCCUGUUUUUCUAAAGGGAAGUUCGGUUCGGUGUGAACAGAACCGGAACCAGGUCUCUCUCCUGCUGCUGAAAACCAUUUCAGGAUCUUUUCUCCCUCCAGAUGCUGGAAAAGGAGAAAACAGUUUGUGUCUGAAGGAAAACUUUGUUCCUGCUUCAUAAAAACGGAUUUUUAUAGCAAGUUCAGCUGAAAACACUGUGCUGCGUUCACGGUCCGGAAUGUUUCAUUUCUGCUCCUCCAGGUGACAAAAACUUUAUUCUUCCAGUCUGAAAGAUUUUCAGCUUGAAUUUUCUAUAAAAAUGAAAAUGAAAAAUAUCAGGAGGAAAAAUAUUUCCACAGACCAGGAAGGAAAACAGAUUUGAACUAUUUGCCUCUGAAUUUACUUUGUUUUUGUUUUUAAAUUCAUCCUCGUGCAUCAGUUAUUUAAAAUGUUUUCCAGAUUCAGAGUUUUGGUGUAAAUGUCUGAAACGUGUUUUCUUGCUUGUAUUUAAGGAGGUAAGUUUGUUUCUGACGGUUGAUCUGAUUUAUUUCUUCUAAGAUCAACGAGUUUUAAAACGUUUCUCAUUCGUUCAAUAAACUUGUUUUUAUGAAAGUUUGCUGCAUUGUUUCAAUCACACACGAAACCUGUUCUUCACGUUAAAGUCUGAAUUUAU
Molecule: messenger RNA, 1787 nt
Organism: Melanotaenia boesemani (Boeseman's rainbowfish)
Lineage: Eukaryota; Metazoa; Chordata; Actinopteri; Atheriniformes; Melanotaeniidae
Gene: nog3
Product: noggin 3
Exons: 1
Coding region: 434-1102 (222 amino acids)
Biological process (GO): osteoblast differentiation; negative regulation of BMP signaling pathway; dorsal/ventral pattern formation
Source: RefSeq, a predicted model, not a curated record